Molecule: messenger RNA, 615 nt
Organism: Entrophospora sp. SA101
Lineage: Eukaryota; Fungi; Glomeromycota; Glomeromycetes; Entrophosporales; Entrophosporaceae
Source: the annotation of a GenBank genome assembly
AUGUUGAGUGUUUUAGGUGGAAGCUUAUGGGGAAGUUGGAAGGCUUUAGUGAUUUGUUCAGCAACAGGAGCAACAAUUUGUUAUUUAUUAUCUUAUUACUUCGGUAAAAACAUCACUGAAAAAUAUUGGAAGGAACGUAUGAUUAAUUGGAAUCAGCAAUUAAAUGAGCAUAGAAAUAAUUUGUUUUCUUAUAUAUUAUUUUUGAGAGUAACUCCAUUUCUACCAAAUUGGUUCAUCAAUAUUGCAUCUCCUCAUUUAAGAGUUGAUGUUGGUAAAUUUUAUUGGGCAACAUUCCUUGGUGUCGCUCCACUUUCUUUUAUCCAUGUCCAGGCGGGAGAAACUAUACAUGAAAUGUCAGAAGCUGAGAACUUUACAUUUCUAACAAUUCAAAAUAUAACCACAAUCAUAUUAAUCAGCAUUACUGCAUUAAUACCAAUUGUGUUAAAAUCCAAUUGUAACGCUUUAUUAAUGGGUAAUGCUGCUUCAAAAAAACGAUUGUCGAACAUCAUAAGCGAUCAUGAAAAAGGAAAGGAUAAAAGAGAUAAUAAUGGACCUAAUUCCGUUUCUGCUACUUCCAAAGACAAUUUAAGUGUUGAAACAAAUAGCAGAAAUUAG